CUUGACGCAUGUCCAUUGUGCUAACUUUAUCUCAUGCCACACAGACUACUACUGUAUUUUUAUCAUUUUUCUUUCACCUCAUAUUUGGUGUCAAAUGCUGAUACUAUGUGGGAAUGCAUAAAGACCUAAAGAAGACGUUUUCCUUGCAAAGUGGCAUAAAACACGUUGCGUGCUGCUACAUGAAAAGACCCAGACGUUAUUUCUCUCUUUUUUUUUUUUUGCUUUGCAGCCACAAAUGCUUUUCAUCCCCAAGGUCACAUGAUUACACCCAGGAGAAGAUCAUGCAGUUUAAGAAGCGGUCUCCAAUCCGGAAGUGGUUUGCGGCUGUGCUCUCGACCAAUAGGAGGCGGCGCUGGCGGGAGGCUGUCAAUCACAGGUGAGGCAGCACUGAUGGUGGACAGAAAAAAGAGAAAAAGUUUGGUGAAAAGGAGCGUAGUUCGGAGUGAGACGUCGCUGUGGUUGAUGGCACAGCUAUGCGGAGGAACAGCAUCGCUCAUGCGGACGUAAAGGCGACUUCCCACGGCUUCUUUCCCGCGGGAAUGCGAGCGAGAAAGCGGCACUCUGGAACUCCAAGUUCGGCCAUGAGGAUGAUCUGAUGACCGUCGCUGCUUUAUAGCUUUAAACUUUUUUUUUAACUGCAAGAUUAACUUUUUCUGAAAACAUCUGAACAUGGCCGUGCGUGGCAACUCCCUCAUGCCCUUCUCCAUCCAGGCCAUCCUGGACAAGAAGGACAGCGGAAGACCCUUGCAGGAUUUGGACGUCUGCUUCUCGAAGACGACGUGCUGGAACAUAUUCGGCGGGGACUCCCGAAGAGGAGGCGGUGCUGCGGACUCUCCUCCCGGGAAGAGCUACGACUCGGACUCCGGGCUCAGCGAGGACAACGACGCCAAGGUUCCCCGGGUGGGACAGCAGGAGAAGGACGCCGAAACCGUGUCGGACGUCCCGGAGGAGACGGACCAUGAAUCUGCAGCUGUGGACCACACCAAGAGUGACUGUGACACUAAUAAUGCUGCAGAUUCGAGCACCCAGGACGAGAAGAGUGCUGACCAGCCCAAGCAAAGGAAGAAGCGCUCCAGGGCGGCCUUCUCCCACGCCCAGGUCUUCGAGCUGGAGCGUCGCUUCAACCACCAACGGUACCUCUCCGGGCCCGAGCGGGCCGACCUGGCCGCCUCCCUGAAGCUGACAGAGACUCAGGUCAAGAUCUGGUUCCAGAACCGGCGCUACAAGACCAAGCGUCGGCAAAUGGCGGCGGACCUGAUGGCGUCCACGCCGGCGGCUAAGAAGGUGGCGGUGAAGGUGCUGGUGCGGGACGACCAGAGACAGUACAGCCCGGGGGAGGUGCUGCGGCCCCCGCUGCUCUCCCUGCAGCCCUCCUACUACUACCCGUACGCCUACUGCCUCCCUGCCUGGACACUCUCAUGUGCGGCCAACCAGUGAAGACACGGUGGACUGUAUUUAUUUUUAUUGUCAUUCCAACACUCCAAACCCAUGAAGUGACUUUUUAACCUAAGAAGUCAAUUAAGGACCCCUGAGGCCUCUCAUUGGACACUUAAUUGUGACCCCCUCCAAUCUAAUUACAUCCUACCUCUGCAGUGAUUGAUUUUUGUCUUUAUUGUUGCAGGCUCAUGUGUGUUUACUCCCCCCAACCCCCUCCAGCUCUGUUUCUUUCUCUCGCUGUGUUGUGUAAAGGUAAGAUAUUUCAGCACUUUUUAUUUGGGAGCAUUUACAGUCCAUGAAAACAAAACAAAACACACGAUUGGUGGUGUUAUUGGCAGCAAGGAAUAUGCCUCUUUAAAAAUGUAACGUGUGCAUUUUUUGUGUGUGUGUUUGGAUGG
Messenger RNA from Dunckerocampus dactyliophorus (ringed pipefish), 1835 nucleotides. RefSeq names its product NK3 homeobox 2 (gene nkx3-2). The record is from RefSeq and is a predicted model, not a curated record. Gene Ontology annotation, molecular function: DNA-binding transcription factor activity, RNA polymerase II-specific; RNA polymerase II cis-regulatory region sequence-specific DNA binding. Gene Ontology annotation, cellular component: nucleus. NCBI's taxonomy places the organism in Eukaryota, Metazoa, Chordata, Actinopteri, Syngnathiformes, Syngnathidae. The transcript is spliced from 4 exons. Gene Ontology annotation, biological process: regulation of transcription by RNA polymerase II; cell differentiation. Bases 670 to 1437 code for a protein of 255 amino acids.